CGUCAUAAUAUUUCUGCAUUUGUGGCUGUUUUCUGGAAAAAAUGGCUCAAAAUGCAAAGGAAUUGGAGAAAGUUAUAGGCUCUCAGCGCGAACAGUUGACUAGAUAUGAAACUCGUCUCAAAGAUGUAGUGGCUGCUUACAAGGGGCUGCUGAAGGAGAAGGAAGCCCUCGAAGUGAGCCUGUCAGCACUCAGCAAGAAGGACACCACGCAUGAAAAUGGCAAGCCUGAUGGUGCAACUGCUGAUGGGGACAAUCUACAAAUGCAGAUAGCCACACUGAUGAGCUCCCUGGCGACUCUCUCGGCGGAGAAAUCGCGCAUGGAGGCUUCAUUCCAGGCGGACAAGAAGCUGUUGCGACAAGAAAUCCAGCAGAAAGAUGUGACUCUGAGAGAGAUGCAAGAGAAGUUGAAGGCGGCCAGCACACAAUCCAACUUUGAUGUGGAGACAGUGAAGUCGAAGUUGAUUGUGGAGCGACAUGAGCGCGAGAAGGAGACGAAUGACAACAUGAUGAUGGUCCGGGAACUGCAGAAAUUGCUCUCAGACGAGAGGCAUCUAAAGGAGAACUUAGAGAUGCAGAUAAAUGACCUGAAGAACCAGUUCGCCACUACAAAUUACAGUGACAAAACGAUUAAAGACCUCAACAGUGAGCUGGAUGCGGCCAGGAAGAAAAUCAAGAAACUUGAGAAGAGCGAAAAUGUGAUUGGAAACGAGAGUUCGGCGAUGGUUUUGCAACAGCUGCAAAAUGAAAUUGCAUUUCUGAAGCAGCAGCACUCAGUGGCGAUCAAGAGUGAACAGAAGAGGGCUCUUGUUGCUGAGGAGCGAACUAAGAAGCUUGAGGCACUGCAUGAGGAGCGCGUGGCGAGCCUGGAAUCCCGUCUAGCGGAGCUCUCGAAGACUGUGGGAAACUACGACAGACUCAGACAGCAGGAUCAGGACAAUAUUCACAAGCUGAAGGAGAGAAUAGCUCAGUUUGACAACCCAGAUCCCAAUGCUCUGGUUAGAGAGGAUCAGGCCAUGCCCGCGAAGAAUGUGAAUGAGAUUGUUGAUGAAAUAGUGCGCCUGAAGAAGAUCCUCACGAUUGAGAACGCUAAAAUCCCAAAUCCCAUCGACGUGUCACGGAUCUUCGCCACUUCAGCCAAUGAUCACGGGGUGUGUAUGGAGGAGCAGGUGAGGCUCCGCAGGGAUCUGGAGAAUUGUCAGAUGGACAACUUGGAUCUGAAGAAGAGCGUGGAAGUGCACAAGUCUCACAUCCACACACUCCAAGAGAAAGUGAAAGUGCUCAAUCGCAACAUUGACGAACAGGAGAUGGAACUGAAGGCCAAGGCGACGGAUCACGCGGGAGAGAUCAGAGCGCAGAAGGGGAAAUGGAGGGAAGCCACUGCUGCUCUCGAGGCGGACUACCGCUCUCGCAUUGCUGAGCUGGAGCAACAUCUGCAGAAGCAGCGUGAUCGCUCUCUGGUGCUUCUGGAGGAGAAGGAGAACGAAAUCAGAGCUCUGCGGACGUCCUUUAACAUCUUCAUGCCGCCUGGAGAGGAUUCUGCAGAGACAAGCAGUCAGGGAUCCAGCGAGCAGAAGCCCCAGGGAACUGUGCUGACAACACCUGGAGGAUCGAACGUCGAGGAGUAUCACAUGUUGCAUUAUGUCCACGAGUUGGCUCGGAAGGACGUUGAAAUUUCAGCAUUGAGAAAGGCUAAACAUUCCGCAGAGAGUUCUUUGCGACAGGCGUUGCAGGAUAAGGUGUCGACGCAGGAGGAGCUGCAUGAUAAGAUCAGUCAGCUCGAGGAGAAUGUUGAUAGACUUGAGCGAUGCAAGUCCCGAGAGGGCGCCAACUUGGAGUAUCUGAAGAACGUGACUCUGAGUUUCCUGGCCACGAAUGACAAUGUGAGGAAGAGGCACAUGUUAAAUGCCAUCGGGGCAGUGCUGAAGUUCAGUCCAAUCGAAAUGAAGUCCAUCAACAACUAUUUUACCAAGAAAUUGUAAAUCAUUGGUCGCUAUUAAAGUAUUAUUUAUUGUUCAA
Phlebotomus argentipes is the source of this 2016-nucleotide messenger RNA. RefSeq names its product GRIP and coiled-coil domain-containing protein 1 (gene GCC88). Gene Ontology annotation, cellular component: Golgi apparatus. The coding region runs from base 42 to 1979 and encodes 645 amino acids. The transcript has 3 exons. The record is from RefSeq and is a predicted model, not a curated record. Lineage: Eukaryota; Metazoa; Arthropoda; Insecta; Diptera; Psychodidae.